UGUACAUGGGGAAAGAUGUUUUUAACGAAUUAUUUUAUUUUUAGUUUGAAAGAUCUUUAUUUUUUUAAGGGAAAGUGUGAACGCACAACAGGAGAUUUAAGUGAUAAUGAGGUAUUUCAAGAUUGUAAACUGAAGUUAGCUAGAGCCCUGGGGAGUGAAUGCAGCACUACUACAGUAGUUCAUUCUGGAGAUCUACUGUACUGCAAAAACCAGAAACUUACUGUUUGUUGUUUUCACAACCACAACUGCUCAAGAAACUGGGAUUCUAUAAAUGAUGAUUAUGUGAAACUAGCAGUAGACUUUCUAACGGAUCAGAAGAAAUGGCUGGAAAAAGAAAAAACCAAAGGGUAUGAAUCUUGCCACCCUCUGGGCUCAAGUCUGGAUGCCAGUAAAUGUCAGAAAGACUGCCAAAGCCUCGCGAAUUCAGAAUUUGCACAGAACUGCAAAAAGGACGGUGGAUUCUUCAAAUGUUGCGUGAGACGAGAUGGAGCACAUUGCCAUGAAUGCAGGUUUUGCUGCACACUUCUCAUGUGUACAAUAAAAACAGAUGAAAAGUUGAAGACAAUAUUUUCUACGUAUGAAAAAGCUGGAAAUAAUGCUUCUGUUAUUAUCACAAAUACAACAGGAAUACAGAAUGCCAAGGAGGUUUUCUACCUCACUAAUCAUCAAUAUAAAUCCCCUGACUAUAGGUGCCUGAAUACUGAAAGCCACAGCGAUCCAACAGAGUGGGGAAGCUAUAAUCCCCAUCAGCUGGCAGAUGCAGCAAAUGAGGAAGAACUGAAAAAGGUUUUAACAAUUCCGUUUGACAAGAGAUUUCUAAAUUUUGAAGACCCAAAAAUUCUGAAAUUGAUGAUUGGAAAGAACCUGGAGAAACACUGGAAAGAGACAUAUGGAUUCGAUUUUGCAGCAGUUGCAGGGGACAAUAGUGGGUCGAUGUUAGACUGUUAUAAAGCAGAGUCUGGAAAAUAUGCUAAAAGUUGUAAGAAGAAGGGUGGCCUAUUCAAGUGCUGUGCUAACACAUGGGACCUAGAUGUGUUCACUGAAGCAAGGCAAAUUCUAAAAGAAAAGAAGUUAAUCAGUUCUGAUGCAAAGAAUCUGUGUCAAGACCCAGAAAAAUGCAGAAUUAACACAAAUGCUCACUUGUGCUCCAUAAACGUAGGUGUUUAACUCAAAAGAGAUUGUU
This is a messenger RNA of Eurytemora carolleeae, 1183 nucleotides long. RefSeq lists its product as uncharacterized. Lineage: Eukaryota; Metazoa; Arthropoda; Copepoda; Calanoida; Temoridae. The coding region runs from base 16 to 1167 and encodes 383 amino acids. The transcript is spliced from 13 exons. The record is from RefSeq and is a predicted model, not a curated record.